AUAAAGCUUUCGCGUAACUUGUAGCCGUCAGUCGCUUCGAGCGAGGCGUGAUGUAAAUAACGUAUCUUGAUAUCGACCGUUCGACCUUGGCCUUAGUACACGUGACAAUAUUCAUCGUGAACACGAUAAGGGAAAAGAAGAGAGAUUCUCUAUCGAGGGUAUAUCGACGAAUACGAGAGCAAAAAACGAGAGGAUCCGCGCAGAUGUAUCGCCCGUGGAGAAAGACCUUCGUAGGCUUUUACGAGAUUGGACGUACGAUUGGACGCCUUCUGGCCAGUCUCUGAGAGUAAAGUAUUCGGGGAUUUUAGAGAAUCCUCGAAUAGAGAAAAUUGUGGCCGCUUUUAUACGAGCCCUCGUGUCUGGAAAGCAGAAUCCGUGAGGGUGCGAAGGAAGGGGCGAGGAGAGAAGCUCGGCGAUGAGCCGGCAAUCUUACAGUGAUACAACAUUGUGAUCAGCGAAUUGUGAUAUAUACUUAUACGUUACAUACACGAUACGCCGGUAUAUCGUGUAAUUUAUUGAAGAGGAGACCGAUUCCCCCAUGACGACAUUCGACAUGGCAGAAAAGAAUAGCGACGCGCAAGAUCUGGAAAAGACCUCGUUGGUAGACUCGGUGCUGCAACCGAAGAUCCAACCGCCCACGCUGCUGGAUAAUGAGAAGACGGAUGUGAACAAUGAUCCUAACGGGGACGUUCGAACACCCAGAGGAAGCGCCGUCAGGCAAGUCCUGGCCGCGCUGGUGGCCCAGCUCGGCACCAUCAACACGGGCAUGGCAUUCGGCUUCUCCGCCAUCGCCCUGCCACAACUCCAGGAGCCGGACAGCAUCAUUCCCAUCAAGGAAGGAUCGACGGAAGAAUCGUGGAUCGCUAGCAUAUCCUCCAUCGGCACGCCAAUCGGCUGCUUGGUAUCCGGCUACAUGAUGGAUAUGCUCGGCCGGAAACGUUCGCUCAUCAUCACGGAGAUCCCGGCUCUGCUCGGAUGGCUGUUGAUCGCGUUCGCGACCGACAUACGCAUGAUAUACGCCGGUCGUUUCUUCGUCGGUCUGGGAUCGGGUAUGGUGGGCGCGCCGGCGCGCGUCUACACCAGCGAGGUUACGCAGCCACAUCUCCGUGGGAUGUUGACCGCAAUCGCAAGCGUCGGGGUCAGCACCGGGGUGCUGAUAGAAUAUGCUCUGGGAAGCAUAGUGACGUGGAACGUUUGCGCAGCAAUCAGCGGUAUUUUGCCACUAACCGCGUUGCUAUUGAUGUUCUUUUUCCCAGAAACUCCGUCCUAUCUCAUAUCGCGCAGCAAGCCGGACCAAGCGGAAAAGGCGUUGCAGAGGUUUCGCGGCAGUACUUACAACGUGAAUCGGGAGAUGGAAUCGCUGGUGGAGUUCUCCAAUAAGAAUAACAUUAAACGACUCACUGGACUCCGGGAGAUUGUAUGCGCCUUGAUAAAACCAAGCGCGCUGAAGCCGUUCACCCUGUUGUUUCUAUACUUUUUGAUAUAUCAGUGGUCGGGUACCAACGUUAUAACUUUCUAUGCCGUCGAAAUUUUCAAGGACUCAGGAGCGAGCCUGAAUAAAUAUUUGGCCGCGGUCAUAUUGGGAAUAGUCAGACUCAUCUCCACGAUCGUAGCUUGCAUUUUGUGUAGAAGAUGCGGCAGAAGACCCCUUACGAUGAUAUCUUCUGUUGGCUGUGGCUUGUCCAUGCUAGGAUUAGGUGGAUACAUGUGGUUUAAGAAUUACAGUGUCGAGAAUGAUCUUACACUCGUCGCCACAUGGAUCCCAGUCUUUUGUAUAUUCUCGUACACCGUCACUUGUACCAUGGGCUUCCUGGUUAUCCCGUGGGUGAUGAUCGGCGAAGUUUAUCCCGUCCAAGUACGCGGUAUUAUUGGCGGGUUGACCACCAUGUGCGCGCACUCAUUUGUCUUCAUGGUGGUGAAAACUUAUCCGUUUCUCGCCAAUUCGCUUACUCGUCAUGGUACGUUCAUUCUCUACGGCUGUAUAUCCUUACUCGGCACAAUAUACUUCUACAUAUGUCUUCCGGAAACUAAAGGUAGAACAUUGCAAGAGAUCGAGGAUUAUUUCUCUGGCAGAAGUGAUACUUUGACGACCGGCAAAAUAAGUAACAAACCAAAAGUUUUAGAAAUUAAGAAAGGCCAGAUAUUACCGUAAAAAGGACCACUCUAACCGUAUAAUUUUUAGCGUCCGACUAUUUAAAAGAAUCUAUCUUAGUUAAGAGAGAAGAACGCAUUUGCUUGUAUCGAUUAAGUUUAAUUGAAGCCGUUCUGCCGAAGAAAAUGAGAUGAAAACUAAAAAAAUUUUAUCUAUUUUAUUAAGGAUGUUAUAUGAAAUGGGCAAAGUACUCAAAAAAUCUGACGUUUGCUUUUUGACACAAAUAUAUAUUUAAAAAAAUAAGAUUAAAUAUUUUUUAGACAAUUGACAAUUAUAAGACACAAAUGGACAUAUUUUAUUAUUCUACAAUAUUAUUUAAACAAAUUACCAGAGAAAAAAUAUAUAUUUUUGUAGAGGAUACAUAUUUGUUCACAAAGCAUGAAACUGAUUAACUAUAUAUGUAUACUUAAUAAAAAACACUACAUUCUUGUAACAUCAAUUAUAGAAACAUAAUAAAAUAUUAUUAAAAUAAAUUAGCAAAAAUAUAUAAAUUCAACUAUAAUCUUCAAAAUUUUUCUCAAUUAUGAAGAUAUAUAUAAAAAAAUAAAAAAAUAAACAAACUCAAUACGCCUUAAUAAAAAUAUGCGCAAAGAAAAAAGAAGGUGCUAUUACAUAAUUACAUUAUAGUAUUAAACUGUAUGUAUAUAAGUAGCUUUAUUACAUGUUAUACAUAUAUAAGAAUAGCAUGUAAUGACAGCUACUUAUUAUGACAAACAUAAAAUUAUAGAAAUCAGAAGCCAAUUUUUAAUUCAUGAUCAUGUUGUAUAUAUCUCACCGAGAGCCAUUAUUUUAUGGAAUCAGAUCGAAAAAUUUUUUUAAGUAUAUAUUUAUUGUAAACCAUAAGUAACCAAAUGUAUAAUCUGAUCACCAUCAUGUACAAUUUAGAAUCGAUAUUAAUAUUAAUCAAUGAAAGUAUAUAAAUAUCAUUUAUUAUAUAUACCUAUAAAAUGCUUUAAUGUGAUUGUUGUUAAGCUCUAAAUAAUGAAUGACUGUACAAACGACUUAUCUUUUAUAAGAAAAAAAAA
Formica exsecta is the source of this 3177-nucleotide messenger RNA. Its product is annotated as facilitated trehalose transporter Tret1-like. The coding region runs from base 539 to 2152 and encodes 537 amino acids. The transcript has 3 exons. Gene Ontology annotation, biological process: carbohydrate transport; transmembrane transport. Lineage: Eukaryota; Metazoa; Arthropoda; Insecta; Hymenoptera; Formicidae. The record is from RefSeq and is a predicted model, not a curated record. Gene Ontology annotation, cellular component: membrane. Gene Ontology annotation, molecular function: sugar transmembrane transporter activity.